AUGCCGUCUAUGUCAAUAAUUUCAGAAAAUAUUACAAAUGAAAGUAGUGAAUUUCCUUUAGAAGCUUUUCAACCAGACCUACCCAUAGUAUCAAAAAAUACAGAAACUUUAUCGGAUUCUUCUUUCACAUCUGAAAAUAUGGAGAUACUUCAACCUAAUUCAACUUCAGUACUCGAAUAUACAGAACAAGAUCAACAUUUUGAUUCUUUGAACUUUAAUAAUUAUAUGAAAAGAUCAAAUCAUAGAAAAAAAAAUAAAUUUGCGGAUAAUAUGGAUCUUACUCAAUUUGGUAUAUCUAAUGAUAUAAUUAUUGAAUCGGAUGAAGAUAAGGACAGUAUUAGCAUUGAGUAUAAUAAUGAACACAUUGAAUACGAAACAAAUUUCUUAGCUACAAAUUUUCCUAUUCACAUUGAAUCAGAUCCAAAUGAUAUAUCGUGUUUAUUACUUACUGCCCCAAUUAUUAUUCAAUGGAUUGUUUUAUGGAUUUUACUUUUUAAGCACAUGAUCGUUCUUGCUAAAACAUCAAUAGGAAUUCUUUUUAAUUUUUUACAUUCCAUAUUAAAUUAUAUCGAUUCCGAUUACUUUGCAACUUUUCCUAAAUCUAACUAUCGUGUUUCAAAGCUUUUUGGACUAGAUCAAAAUUUUACAAAAUUUUUUGUAUGUCCGAACUGUCAUAAACUCUUCUGGACACAAGAAUAUAUAACCGAAUUUUGUCAAUCAAAUUGUACUUGUGGAGCAGAACUCAAAAAACCUGUUCAAGAAGCAUUAGAAUCUUGUUAUAAAUGUUCAUUGCCACCAAAUAAUUUGCUUUCUGACGUAUACGAUGGUCGUGUUUGGCGUACAUUUAAAGAUAAUGAUGAGACUGCUUUUUUUGUUGGAAAUUUAGCUGAAGGAAGACUAGGAUUUUCUCUUAAUAUUGAUUGGUUUAAUCCAUAUAAGCAUUCACCAAUAUCUGUUGGAGCUAUUUAUUUAACUAUUUUAAAUUUUCCAAGACAUAUGCGAUAUCAGACUAAAAAUGUUUUUUUAGUUGGUCUAAUUCCGGGACCUCAUGAACCUUCGGUUACUGAAAUUCAUAAAUAUAUUGAACCAAUUGCUUAUGAAUUAGACAAACUAUGGAGUGGAGUUACAAUUAAAACUACAAAAUAUCCUAAUGGCCGGCUUUUUUGUGGUGCUUUAAUACUUAUUGCAUGUGAUACACCAGCGGCUCGCAAAAUAUCAGGAUUUGCAGGACAUUCUUCUAAGCAUGGGUGUUAUAGAUGUACCAAAAAGUUUCCAACAUUUCCAAGUAAUCAUUCAAAAAGUGGAAAAGUAAAUUUUUCUGGAUUUAACCAAGAAUUUCCUCAUAUUACUACUGAAGUUAUGGUUUCUAUAUAUGAGGAAAUUACAAUUAAUAUAGUUGCAUCAACUUUAUUAAAAAAAUUUCCGGAUUCAAUUAAUCACUCAUUCAGAAUAUUUUGUAAUUCUAUUUCAUUAGAAGGCACAUUGGCUAAAUACUUAAUACCCAUAGAAGAUGUUCUAAAUCUUUAUAAUAUGUCAACCAAAAUUCUUGAACAAAACAUUACUGGUGCCGAAUCAUUUCCUGGAAAGUUUCUUAAACCUAUAUACUUUUCACAAUUAGAUGAUAUUACAACUCGGUAUCUUGCACAAUUUUAUAACAAAGUUUAUGCUCAAAACCGACGAACAUUGUCUUUUACUGCAUCUUGUGAUUAUGUUUCAAGCUCCCAUUCAAUUUUUGUAACAUCUGCAAUUGAGCGAACUGGAACUAUAUAUAUUGGAGAUGAGAAGUUUGGUUCUAUUUCUUCACGAUCGGACUCGAAUUCAUAUAUAAUUGCAGCUUUUGUUGAUGAAAAAAAAAUCAAAACUAGGAAAGAAUAUAAAAUAUAUCACUGGCCUGGAAAAGUAUUAUAUUAUUUUAAACAUCAAGUACAAGUUCCAAAAGAAGUUACUAUGGAAAAUAAUAUAGAUUUUGAAACAGCGGAGCAUUGGUUUGCUUUUGUUGAUUGGUAUAAAACAUCUAAUAAUGUUGAUUAUUUUCAUAUAUAUAAUCGUGAAACUGAUUGCUUUCAGUUUGAUGAAG
Racocetra fulgida is the source of this 2077-nucleotide messenger RNA. Lineage: Eukaryota; Fungi; Glomeromycota; Glomeromycetes; Diversisporales; Gigasporaceae. The record is from the annotation of a GenBank genome assembly.